Messenger RNA from Ailuropoda melanoleuca (giant panda), 10148 nucleotides. It is a transcript of the gene UNK, whose product is annotated as unk zinc finger. Lineage: Eukaryota; Metazoa; Chordata; Mammalia; Carnivora; Ursidae. Bases 6435 to 8843 code for a protein of 802 amino acids. The record is from RefSeq and is a predicted model, not a curated record. Gene Ontology annotation, biological process: cell morphogenesis involved in neuron differentiation. Gene Ontology annotation, molecular function: mRNA CDS binding; metal ion binding. The transcript has 17 exons.
CUAUCUCUGUCAAAUAAAUAAAUAAAAUCUUUAAAAAAAAAAAAUGUAGAGAUGUGAAGGGAGGGUUGUGGUGUGUUGGGGGAUACCAACUCUUCAGAGCAGAGGUUGGCAAACUACAGCUUAUAAUGCCAAAUGCAGCUUGCCACCUGCCUUUGUAUGGCCUGUGAUCUGAGAAUGGCUUUUACAUUUUUAAUGGUUGAAAAAGAAUCGAUAUUUCAUGACACAUGAAAAUUAUAUGAAAUUAACAUUUCAGCAUCCAUAAAUAAAGCUUUAAUGGACCCCCCCCAUUGGUUUACCUAUUGUCCAGCUGUUUUUGCACUAUAACUGCAGGAUUCCAUAGUUGUGAGAGGCUGUACGUGGCACUCUUCUCACUUAGUAUUGCUGUUCAGUGUACUACAGACAGCAAGGACACCGUUACAACUUGCCAGUGUCUCCAGUGCUGUGUGUAUCAGUGCACCACAAUGUUUCAUUUAUUCCUUAUUACCAGUGCCUGCCAGUCCUGUUAGAGCAGGCGAGGAAGAGAAGAAUGGGCUUGGAGUGUCAUGUUUUUAGGGUACGGCGGAGUGUGAAUUCUUUUGUUACCAAAUUAGGUGGCAGAGCCGUCUUUAGUAAAGAGCUGUGCUGUGAAAGGACCCAUCCACAUUACUAGACUAAAGAGUUGUCACGGUAGUUCCAGUGUGUAGGAAGGAAAUGGUCGGAAAAAUUAGAUAAAGGGCCUGUUUCAUUACAGCAGGAUUUCUUCACAAAAAGGAAAAUGAGGCUAUGACUGGAGUAAGUUUCUUGAGUGGCUCAUUGAUUAGCUGAGCAAGGAAAGCCAUUUACUGAUACUGAUGAUAGUGAAUUACAUUGUGUGUGAUUGCAGCAGCUGAAGAAAUGCGUCGUGAGCAAACAGACUUGUUUAAAAGUGUUAGCCUUUCAUCAAGAACAACUUCUCAAAAUGUGCAAGUCCUUGGGAGGAAUAGCAGUAGUCAAAAUACCAGGCCAGUGAUUUCAUGUGGUUUUCCUCGGGCUCUUGAUGAGUCAACAGAUGCCACUGUUACUGUUUAGUUGGUUUCUUCAUGGAGUCAGUGCCUCAUUUGAAGUGACUGAAGAAUUAGCAUCAAUGAACAGUCUAGUUGAAACAAUGACAGCUGAGAAUAUUUUCAAAAGGGUUAAGGAAAAACUCAGUACAAUCUGAAGUAUGAUCUGCUAAUAUCUGUUACAGCUGAUGAUGGUAAGAAUGUGUGUGUGGAGCAGAAAAAGAUUUAAUUGUACAAAUUUACAAAGCUUAUGAAAAUGUAAGGUGUGUAAAGCCUGUGGUUAUUGAUCACAUUAUUCAUCAGCAGGUACUCUGCAGAAAAAUAUUGAAUCCAUCAUGUUAAUUGAACUGCUGGAAUCAGCAAUGAACUUUACUACCUCUUGUGGACUUCACCAUGAUAAUCAAUUCCAUGAAUUUUUGUAGAGAAGCUGAAUAUUCUGGCAUGCCCUACUACACAGUAGUUUGAUGGUUUAGCAGUGGUAAAGUUUUCUUGUAAUUUUCUGAGUUCAGGGCUGAUGUUGAAAUUUUUCUGAAUGAGAAGAAUCAUUCUCAACCACUGUUCUUGAAUGCUGAAUAGCUAUGGAAAUUGGCUUUUGCUGCAGACUUGAUAAGGUUUCUUAAUGACUUCAGCCUAAAAUUACAAUGCAAACAGCUUCUUUUGCAAACCUUAAAUUGUAGUAAAAUUAUUUCAACAACUAAUGUUUGAAUCAUAAGUCAUGUCAAGCUACUUUAUACACUUCCUGCGUACUGUCAAAAGUUAAAGGCAAGAUUUCCAUUCCUAUACAAAGUUACUGUGGAUAUGAUUUCUAAACACAAACUAUAGUUCUAGCAGUGGUUUUGCUGCUUGGUGUGAAUGCAAAAGAAAUUUCUUUAUUUUGGAAUCCAUUUACCUGGGCCAGUAAGGAGUUUACAUCAAACCUUCAAUUGGAAGCGAUUAAAAGGCAACUAUCAAGACUCUAAUAGAAUUCUAUAGAUGUCUUCUAAGAGAAGAAUGUGCUCAAUUAAAAUCACGCUUGUAGAAUGUUAACAGCAUUUGGUAGUACCUGUCUAUGUGAAAAGACAUUUUCAAAGAUGAAAUCUGUAAAAUCUUAUAGAAUCUGCAUUAACAGAUGAACAUUUGUAAUCAAUUUGAUGAAAGGGACCUUAACUCUACAAAUGUUAUCCAUCCCCCCAAAUCUGAUCUUAUUAGUAGAACCUCUACAAAAAUUGUAGCCAAUUACUAGAUUUUGAAUUUCAUCGAUAAAAUGUGUAAGUUUGUUUCCUCUUGUUCUGUAAGUACGUAUUAUCCUCAGUUUGGCCUCUUGGCCCGCAAAGCCUAAAAUACUCACUAACUGGUCCUUUACAGGAAAAGUUUGCUAACCCUGCUCUAGAGUGUGGUUGGUUGUUGGGGAGGGAGCAGGUCAGUUGCAGCAGGGCAGGUAGAGUCAGAGUGAGGCCUUGUGACACACUAUUCCGUGGGGGACUAGAAGAAGCCGUGGGGGAUGAGAUAUGGAUUAGAACACCAGCUCCUUUCUCCCCAUUGCUUCUAAACUUACAUAGUUUUUCUGUUACCUCUGAUACUUUUCUGUUUAUUCAGUUUGUUUAAAUUCUCUUCACACUUCUCCCCAGAAGAGAGUGAAACACCCAAACUGAUAAAUCUAUUACGUGAGACAACUUGGAAUAGGAUUUAAAGUUUAGCUGGAAAUUGAACUGGUAGCAGUUUAGCACUUGAUUUAACACCUCCUUCAGGGUGAUGUAACUUACUGAAUUUAUUGUUAAUCCCUUAUGUGCCAUCGCUGUUAGUGGGGCAAGUGAUUGAAUUUAGAUUUCCAAUAGCCUGCUUUUUGCUGUUACUUAGAGAUUUGGAAAAUAAAAAUCCAAUAAAUGUUGAAAAUGUCAUUUGAUUUUUUUUAAAUGUGGUUGCAUAUAUGUGAUUUUAAAGGUUUUAGGGAAAAGCAUUAAUAGUUGUGUAAAGCGGUUUAGCAAUAUGAUAGGUACAUUAUGAUUAUAUAUGUGUAAAAAUACCAAGAGAAGAUUUACCAAAAGGCUAACAUUAGUGAUGGGAUUAAGGGCGAUUUUGCCCUUUUGUCCAUUUUCCAAAAUAUUUGUAAGUGGGUGUGUGACUUUCAUAAUAAUCUUUUACAUUUACAAAUAAACCAUUGCUAGGAUAAUUAAUGUGAUGUCCUGAAAAGGAGUGAAAGGUAGCUUUGAUGUAAGCUCAGCCGUCAGCAGACAUGAAGGUGCUGCUUAGUAAAGGUGAAGCUCUGAGCAAUUCAGUGUCCAUCCCUUCUUCCGGUUGAAGGCGUGGCUUUCUCUGACAGAGCUCUUAUUUGCCCAGGGCCUGUAUGGUUUCUGGACUCAUUCUGGCCAUAGUAGUUCACCAAGCCUUGCAGUUUGGAACUGUUCUAUGUUACUAGCUUUUACUCUUGAGGGCAGAUAUUCCUGGGAGAUGGGAGUGUGAAGAACUUAGUUGUGUGGCCUUGUGCCUACCCCAGAGCUUGGAAGGGGGAGUGAGUAGUUGGUGUGUCUUCCCUACUCAGACCCCAGGACUUCUAGGGUUUCCUGAGAGUUGGUUGAAUUAAAGAGUGAAUUUCAACUGACUCUUUAAUUUCUUAGAUCUUGAACUUUCAGAGCCUUAAGAUGAAGAGAAGGAUUGGAGCUUAACAGUGACAGUUGUGCAUGUCCAUUGAAAAUUUGUUUCAUUUCAAUCCAUGAAAAUAGAAGUCAUUUCUAAGUGCUUUUCUCCUUGCCUUCUGGGCACUGCAUUGCCUCUUAGCACAGGGUCAGAGAGGGAGAGAGGGAAAUUCUGAACAAACAUUUCAGUUCCUAGGUAGCAGAUGGUACAGUUCCAUUCAUGAUUUUAGCAAAAAGUUAGAAAUUUCUCUUCUCUGAUUGUAGUUGGUCAAAAGUGGGCUCUCUGGCUGCAUAAAGUUGGUCACUCAGCCCCUUCUCUGAUGAGGGGCUUUUCUGCAGGACACUGCCCUGCAGUUGCCCUGCAGGUUUCCUGCAGUGUAGUCCUUUUCACAAGGGAAUGGGGAUUAGGCUUUCACCUCUCAGUGCUCUGCCUGCUGGCAGCAUCAUAAAGCUGUUGGUAUUGCUUUGUGGGCUUUGCCCUUUCUGUGAGUUCAUUUCUUGUAUUCAUUCAGUAAACUGUAUUUGGUUCUUACUUGCUGUCAAGGAUUUGAUAAUCUAGUAGUAGAGAAAAAUAUAUAGAUUAUUAAUAUGCAUUGCAGGAUAAAGGCUAUAAAAAUAUCUACAGAACAUGCUGGCAAAACCUGGAGAUUAUAACUUUUAGCUGGGGCAAGGGCAGAAAGGGGAGGAUGGGUGGAAGUCAAGGAAGGUAACAUGGAGGUGCUGGCAUCAGAUUUAUUACCAUUGAAUUCAGCCUUGAAAGAUGUCUACAGGUAAGGAAGGGGACAGAAACAGGGAAGUUAAAGAUCUAUUUGCAAGGACUCCAGUUUUAGUAGCUAGAAUGGAGAGGAAUCAAGGGAAAUAAGGCUGGAAAAAAAUAUUGGGCCAAAUGUUUAGGGCCUGGAAUGCCAAGCUGAAUAGUUGGUGCUUAUCUGGAGCUACUGGGGGGAAGCUAAAGACUUUUAAGAAAGUGAGAAUUAAACUUGGGCUGUAGGAAGAAUAAACAAGUGCUGUGUAGUAUAAAUUGGACAAAGGAGAGGCUGGAAGCAAAGAGACUGGUUUAUCAAAAAGUACCAAGUCCCUGGCCUACGACUUAAAGUGAGAUAAUUUGUUGCCUAUGUCUGUCCUCUGUGGCAUCCCUGCCAGCCAGAGCCCUGGUGGAGCCCUGGUAUUUGCGUGUGGCACUGUGGACAUGGCUGCCCCAAGCAAGCAGGCUUGCCAAGACUCCUUCUCCAAGAGGACAGACUGUGCCCGAAGUCAGGGUGACCACAUCUUAGAGUUCUUCCCCAUGCUGCUUCCUGGUUUUUUACUGAGGCACUGAUACCAAGCAGACGGACACUACUCAGGGUUGGCAGAUUUAGCAAAUAAAAAGACAGGAUGCUAGUCAGAUUGGAAUUUCAAAUAGUGGAUACAUUUUUAUUAUCAGUGUGCCCCAUGAAAUACUUGGUUUAUCUGAAAUUCCGAUUUAACUGGGUGUCCUAUAUUUAAUCUGACAGUCCUAAUCACUCUUCACUCUUCUCUGCUCCUGGCUCUGGAUUCUGCUUCCUUCUCUUCCGUUUUCCAUCUCUUACCUCCUGAGUUAAUCUCCUAGUGGGUCCAGAGUCAGAUGGAGUAUGUGAUGCCCAGGAGGGAUCAGCCUAGUAGUUUGGAGGGUGGGUGUCCCAUCUCAGUGCCAGGGUUUGGGAUGUGUGCAGCACGAGGUACAGCUUUCUAACCAGACAGGAAGAAAGACCUUGUGUUCCAGUGCCAAAAGGGACAGGAGAACAUCAGGCCCUAGGGAGACUUCCAGGUUUCUGCCCAGUGUCUCCAAAUGUACCUGGGACCCAGAGAUGAUGUCCCUGCAAUUUGGCGGCUCCUGCACCUCACCUUAUCCUCCUUUCCCCUUUUCAGUUCCUCUCUACCCCACUUACAUCCCACAAAAGUACUUGGAGCUCAUGGACCCAGACAUAUUCUCAUAAGCUCAUACUUAGCCCUUUGCCUAAAACAUCCUUCCCACAUUCUUUACCCACCAGCACCUCCCCAUUUCCCUUCCUCUCCCAGCCUGGGCCCCAUGCUUUGGGUUUGCAAGGAUCCCUCAGCAAACCUCCUUUAUAACCUUUUCCAUAUUUGGUUGAUUCUGCCUGUUACUUGUGUGUCUGUCCCAUGAAAGUAUGGGCUUCCAAGGGCAAGGACCUGCUUCUUCAUUAGGGUCCUCAGUGCCUGCUACCCUGCCUGCAGCUACUAGAUGCUCAAUAAAUAUGUGCUGAAUGAAUAACAGACUCUAUUUGGAAGUUUUACUGUCCUUUAAACCUUUAUUUGUGUUCCUCAGGGAGCAUCCAGCUCCAGCUUUCCCUGGCCCAGUACAUACACCUGGACACUUCUCCAUACUUCAAGGCGGAGAGGAUUUUUCAGCACUUUCCAUUAACAUUAAAGAAAACUUGUCUGGAAAGUCUCAGCCCUCAACCUACCUGUCUCUACACCUUCUAUAUGCCCAGACUAGUAAGGCCCCAAGUAUCCUGGCAUGAGCCACAUUCUCUCACCAUUGUCCCAUGCCUUCUAGCUUCAUGUGCUACGCCAAGCCUGGACAGUUACUUCAGGUCAGGUUGUUCCCUCUGCCCCCUUCUGCACACAAUCUUCUGUGCCUUCUGGAAUCCUCUUCAUUGCUGGCAUCACAUGCCCUCUAUCAAGCCAUUUGUUGCCUGCAUUGUUAGGGCUUAAGGAAAUGAAUAAAGAGAACUGCACUGCCUUCCUGUCCCUGCUGUGUAGGGGCUCCCAAGUCUAAGACACCCUCCACCUGGAUACAUAGAGUGAGCAAAAACACAGAUGGAUGGCAUGUUCUGUAAGGGGUUCCAAAGUAGCAGUCUCCCCAGCCCUCAGCCUGGAGCUCCAGCCCUGCUCCUGGGACAGGUACCUGAAGGAAUUCCGCACGGAGCAGUGUCCACUCUUUGUGCAACACAAAUGCACUCAGCACCGGCCCUACACCUGCUUCCACUGGCACUUCGUGAACCAGCGACGUCGCCGGUCCAUCCGCCGUCGGGACGGCACCUUCAACUACAGCCCCGACGUCUACUGCACCAAGUACGACGAGGCCACAGGCCUCUGUCCGGAGGGCGACGAGUGCCCAUUCUUGCACAGGACCACAGGGGACACUGAGCGCAGGUACCACCUGCGCUACUACAAAACUGGAAUCUGUAUCCACGAGACAGACUCAAAAGGCAACUGCACCAAAAACGGCCUGCACUGCGCUUUUGCCCACGGGCCCCAUGACCUCCGGUCCCCUGUCUACGACAUCAGAGAGCUCCAGGCCAUGGAGGCCUUGCAGAACGGCCAGACCACAGUAGAGGGCAGCAUAGAGGGCCAGACGGCUGGGGCUGCGAGCCAUGCCAUGAUAGAAAAAAUCCUCAGUGAGGAGCCACGGUGGCAAGAGACUGCUUAUGUGCUGGGGAACUAUAAGACGGAGCCGUGCAAGAAGCCCCCGAGGUUGUGCCGCCAGGGUUAUGCCUGUCCCUACUACCACAACAGCAAGGACCGGCGGCGGAGCCCCCGGAAACACAAAUACAGGUCAUCUCCGUGCCCGAACGUAAAACAUGGGGACGAGUGGGGAGACCCUGGCAAGUGUGAGAAUGGAGAUGCCUGCCAGUACUGCCACACCCGCACGGAGCAGCAGUUCCACCCGGAGAUCUACAAAUCCACCAAGUGCAACGACAUGCAGCAGUCGGGCAGCUGUCCCCGAGGACCUUUCUGCGCCUUCGCCCACAUAGAACAGCCACCCCUCAGUGAUGAUUUACAACCUUCUUCAACUGUGUCGAGCCCCACUCAGCCGGGUCCCGUCUUGUACAUGCCAUCUGCUGCCGGAGACUCGGUGCCCGUGAGCCCCUCCAGCCCGCAUGCCCCUGACCUCAGCGCUCUCCUCUGUAGAAACAGCAAUCUAGGAAGCCCAUCUAAUCUCUGUGGCUCCCCCCCGGGCUCCAUCAGGAAGCCCCUGAACCUGGAAGGCAUUGUCUUCCCUGGGGAGUCGGGCCUCGCCCCUGGCAGCUAUAAGAAGGCUCCUGGCUUUGAGAGGGAAGACCAGGUGGGAGCCGAGUACCUGAAAAAUUUUAAAUGCCAGGCCAAGUUAAAACCCCACUCACUAGAGCCCAGGAGUCAAGAGCAGCCUUUGCUUCAGCCCAAACAGGACAUGCUGGGCAUCCUUCCCGUGGGCAGCCCCCUGACCUCAAGCAUCUCUUCUAGUAUCACCUCCAGCCUGGCAGCUACUCCCCCUAGCCCUGCCGGCACCAGCAGCGUCCCUGGCAUGAAUGCAAAUGCUCUGCCCUUCUAUCCCACCAGCGACACGGUAGAGUCAGUCAUAGAGUCUGCCUUGGAUGACCUGGACCUGAACGAGUUUGGGGUGGCCGCCCUAGAGAAGACUUUCGAUAACAGCACUGUGCCCCACCCAGGCAGCAUCACAAUUGGCGGCAGUUUGCUGCAGAGCUCUGCACCCGUGAACAUCCCUGGCUCCUUGGGCAGUUCCGCUUCCUUCCACUCAGCAUCCCCGUCCCCUCCUGUCAGCCUCUCCUCACAUUUCCUGCAGCAGCCCCAGGGCCACCUGAGCCAGUCAGAAAACACAUUUUUGGGGACCUCAGCAUCACACGGAUCUUUGGGUCUGAACGGGAUGAAUAGCAGCAUCUGGGAGCAUUUUGCCUCUGGUAGCUUCUCCCCAGGCACUUCCCCUGCCUUCCUGUCAGGGCCAGGGGCCGCUGAGCUGGCCCGGCUACGGCAAGAGCUUGAAGAAGCCAACGGCACCAUCAAGCAGUGGGAGGAGUCCUGGAAGCAGGCCAAGCAGGCUUGUGAUGCCUGGAAGAAGGAGGCAGAGGAGGCCGGUGAGCGGGCCAGCGCAGCAGGUGCCGAGUGCGAGCUGGCCCGGGAGCAGCGUGAUGCACUGGAGGGGCAGGUUAAGAAGCUACAGGAAGAACUGGAGCGGCUGCACUCAGGCCCCGACCCACAGGCCUUGCCCACCUUCUCCGAUCUGGAGGCCCUCUCGCUCUCCACCCUGUACUCCCUCCAGAAGCAGCUGCGGGCCCACCUGGAGCAAGUGGACAAGGCCGUGUUCCACAUGCAGUCGGUGAAAUGCCUUAAGUGUCAGGAGCAGAACCGAGCGGUGCUGCCGUGCCAACACGCCGUGCUGUGUGAGCUCUGCGCCGAGGGCAGCGAAUGCCCCGUCUGCCAGCCCAGCCGGGCCCACACCCUCCAGUCGUGACCCUGCAGGCCUGGCCCCGGCCCGGCUCAGAUCUUCUUACCUAGGACUUUUUAAAGUAUAUAUAUAUAUAUGUAUGUAUGUAUGUAUGUAUGUAUAUGUAUAUGAUUAUAUGUAUACAUUUCUGUGCGUGUGCAGGUGUGUGUGGGCAGCAGUGUGAACAGUGUCUGUGUGUAUAUCUGUACAUAGAUAUAGACACACACUUUAAAACAGACUUACCAAGCACUUUUUAAAAGAAAAAACUAUUUUGCAGCCCUCCCCUUGCCCACUCUCUCCUUUUCCACUGCAGAGACAAAGUCCCCUCAUCGCCCACCGGCCUUUCGGCAGGGGAUAUGUUUCUGUCUCUUUUUAAUGUAGGAAAACUAACUAGUUUUAACUUCUUCCUGGGGCCUGAGCAGGAAGAUGGAAGGGGCCGAGGGGAGGGGAUCAAGCCUUCAGGGCAGGCCCUGUUCACUGCACCUCCCCACGCCAGGGCCAGAGCCAGGGGUGUGUACAUCCCCGGGGACAGACCUGGUUCCCAGGCGUGAGGCUUGAGAGGGGGGUGUGCUGGGGUCUAAGCCAGCCUAGCUCCUAGGUUUACCAAAUGUGUAUUUAGUCUGGGGCUGGCAGGCCAAAGCUGCAAGGGCCAGCCCCACUCCCAACCCUGGGCCCUUGAAGCUCCUUGAGGGGAAAGGCCCGGGAGUUCUACCCCUCAGGUUCCUGAGGCCAGGGCUCCACCUCAGUCCUCUCUCUCUGGGCCCCCAGAGCGGCUUCCCUGGCCCCAGGACCACCUACCAGACUGGCACUGCCCUCUUCAUAACACCCCAGCUGCUGUCAGCUUCCCCCCUUUCUCCCCUCCCCUCCCUCUGGCAGCUACCAGGGCAGUUGGUGGGGAGGAGCUGCAGACUGGGGACCAAGGUGGGGCUUAGGCCCUGCCCUCCUCACAAGGAGGGGCUCCGUAUGCAUUCCUUGGUGCUCUCUGAGUGCAGCUGACGUCUUGCCCGUUUGGAGCGGACGCCCGUGUACAUGUGUGUGCGUGCCUGUCCAUGUAUAUUGUGUCUUAGCUUCCAUUUUAAAAAUUGUUCUGUACAGAAAGAUGCAGUGGGGGCGGGAGGGCAGAGCAGGUGGAGGGAAGCCACCCUGCUCCCAGCGCUGGGGGUCUGGGGUGGGAACAAGAGGGCUGUGAAGGGUCUGGCUUGGCCCAGGCUCCCCCUUGGGCUCAGCACGAAAGGGCUUUCAAUGAAUUAAGUGAAAACUUUUUUUUUUUUUACAAAAAUGCAAAAAUCAACAAAGCUCCAAGCCUAUUGGAAAUAAAAUAUGAACUUACAA